Dicrocoelium dendriticum is the source of this 846-nucleotide messenger RNA. Lineage: Eukaryota; Metazoa; Platyhelminthes; Trematoda; Plagiorchiida; Dicrocoeliidae. The record is from the annotation of a GenBank genome assembly.
AUGGCGGAAGCCAGUGUUCAGUCCCUGAAUAUACUUCAUUUUAAUGAUGUUUAUAAUGUGGAAGGCCAAAAAGUCGAACCUGUUGCAGGUGCAGCGCGGUUUCGCACUGCAUUGAUGUCACAUAGAAUCGGUGACGAUAGCUGCAUUGUGCUAUUCUCCGGCGAUGCUCUCAGUCCCUCCAUUAUCAGUAACAUUACGCAAGGGAAGCACAUGCCAACUAUCUUGAAUGAUUUGUUCAUCGACUGUGCCGUUGUGGGGAACCAUGAUUUGGACUUCGGCCUGGACAUACUGUGUGAAUGUAUAGAAGAGUCGCAAUUUCCUUGGUUGGAUACAAACGUGAUGGACCGCGACACAAAUCAACCCCUGCUCGACACAAAAGCCUACCACAUAAUAGAACGCGGUGGGGUGCGCAUUGGAAUAAUCGGCUUGUUGGAAGAGGAGUGGAUAGCCACACUCUCAUGCGUGGAUACCACUGAUUUGGUCGUGCUCGAUAUGUGCAAAGUCGGCCAAGAUUGGGCGAAACGAUUGAAGAAAUCUGGCCCGUAUGAAUGCGAUCUAGUGAUUGCGUUAACGCACAUGCGAUGGCCAAACGACAGAAAAUUGGCGGAAAUGGUUCCAGAAAUAGACCUAAUUCUUGGUGGUCACGACCAUUCCUAUCACGUAGAGUGGGUGGACAAACCCAACCAGGCGUGUUACACCAGAGCAAUCAUCAAGAGUGGCAGUGACUUUCGCACUUUUUCCAAGAUUAAUCUAAAAAUUGACACUUCGCGAAAGUGCAUUGCGGAGAUGACUGCAGAAGAGGUCACCGUGGAUAGUCGUUGGGAGCCGGAUGACAAAGUAAGUUAG